Messenger RNA from Parasteatoda tepidariorum (common house spider), 302 nucleotides. RefSeq names its product acylphosphatase-1-like. The record is from RefSeq and is a predicted model, not a curated record. NCBI's taxonomy places the organism in Eukaryota, Metazoa, Arthropoda, Arachnida, Araneae, Theridiidae.
AACUAUUUGCAUGGCAGCAGUCGUACUCUUCAUCGAGGUCAACAAAAAAUGAAAUGAAAACUACUGUUUUAAGAAUGUUGCAGUCGGUAGAUUUUGAAGUUUUUGGUCGAGUACAAGGUGUAUUUUUCAGAAAGUUUACGAGAGAAAAAGGGAAGCAGCUAGGUUUAAAAGGAUGGUGUAUGAAUACUUCUAGUGGAACUGUCUUAGGAACAAUGCAAGGGCCAGAAGAAAAAAUUAUAGAAAUGUAUGUAUACUUCUCUGUAAUAGGGAAGAUUUCCGUAUCAUGAUCUACUCAAAAAUUA